This is a messenger RNA of Gopherus evgoodei (Goodes thornscrub tortoise), 2449 nucleotides long. RefSeq names its product collagen alpha-1(III) chain-like. NCBI's taxonomy places the organism in Eukaryota, Metazoa, Chordata, Testudines, Testudinidae. The transcript is spliced from 5 exons. The record is from RefSeq and is a predicted model, not a curated record. Bases 15 to 2381 code for a protein of 788 amino acids.
CUCGCUCGGGCACGAUGGAGGACGGGGAGGGCUACAUGGCAUUCAACCUGCAGCCCAAGCAAUGCGGCUCGGGUGGCCCAUCCCUGGCUGGGAACCAAGGUUCCCGUCAGUGUCCUGGCUGGCUUCAGGUCGCUCUAGGGGCUGGGAAUCUCAUCCUGGCAGUGGCUGUGCUGUUGCUGGUGCUUUGUGUUUCCCACUUGGUGUCUGAGAAGGGACAGACCCCGGCAGCCCCUGAUUGCGAAGGAGCCGAGAGCAGAGAUACACCGAGACCCCCUGGGAGCGACGGAGCCAGGAGCAGAGAUACAGCGACACCCCCUGGGAGUGACGGAGCCGGGAGCAGAGAUACAGUGACACCCCCUGGGAGCGACGGAGCCGGGAGCAGAGAUACAGCGACACCCCCUGGGAGUGACGGAGCCGGGAGCAGAGAUACAGCGACACCCCCUGGGAGUGACGGAGCCGGGAGCAGAGAUACAGCGACACCCCCUGGGAGUGACGGAGCCGGGAGCAGAGAUACAGCGACAUCCCCUGGGAGUGACGGAGCUGGGAGCAGAGAGAGACCGACAUCCCCUGGGAGCGACGGAGCCGGGAGCAGAGAUACAGUGACACCCCCUGGGAGCGACAGAGCCGGGAGCAGAGAUACAGUGACAUCCCCUGGGAGUGACGGAGCUGGGAGCAGAGAUACAGCGACAUCCCCUGGGAGCGACAGAGCUGGGAGCAGAGAGAGACCGACAUCCCCUGGGAGCGACGGAGCCUGGAGCAGAGAUACAGCGACACCCCCUGGGAGCGACGGAGCCGGGAGCAGAGAUACAGCGACACCCCCUGGGAGUGACGGAGCUGGGAGCAGAGAUACAGCGACACCCCCUGGGAGCGACGGAGCCGGGAGCAGAGAUACAGCGACACCCCCUGGGAGUGACGGAGCUGGGAGCAGAGAUACAGUGACACCCCCUGGGAGUGACGGAGCUGGGAGCAGAGAGAGACCGACACCCCCUGGGAGCGACGGAGCUGGGAGCAGAGAUACAGCGACACCCCCUGGGAGCGACGGAGCUGGGAGCAGAGAUACAGCGACAUCCCCUGGGAGCGACGGAGCUGGGAGCAGAGAGAGACCGACACCCCCUGGGAGCGACGGAGCUGGGAGCAGAGAUACAGCGACAUCCCCUGGGAGCGACGGAGCCGGGAGCAGAGAUACAGUGACACCCCCUGGGAGCGACGGAGCUGGGAGCAGAGAUACAGCGACACCCCCUGGGAGCGACGGAGCUGGGAGCAGAGAUACAGUGACAUCCCCUGGGAGCGACGGAGCCGGGAGCAGAGAUACAGUGACACCCCCUGGGAGCGACAGAGCCGGGAGCAGAGAUACAGUGACAUCCCCUGGGAGUGACGGAGCUGGGAGCAGAGAUACAGCGACAUCCCCUGGGAGCGACAGAGCUGGGAGCAGAGAGAGACCGACAUCCCCUGGGAGCGACGGAGCCGGGAGCAGAGAUACAGCGACAUCCCCUGAGAGCGAUGGAGCCAGGAGCAGAGAUACAGCGACACCCCCUGGGAGUGACGGAGCCAGGAGCAGAGAUACAGCGACACCCCCUGGGAGUGACGGAGCUGGGAGCAGAGAUACAGUGACACCCCCUGGGAGUGACGGAGCUGGGAGCAGAGAGACACCGACACCCCCUGGGAGCGACGGAGCCAGGAGCAGAGAUACAGCGACACCCCCUGGGAGUGACGGAGCUGGGAGCAGAGAUACAGUGACACCCCCUGGGAGUGACGGAGCUGGGAGCAGAGAGAGACCGACAUCCCCUGGGAGCGACGGAGCCGGGAGCAGAGAUACAGUGACACCCCCUGGGAGCGACAGAGCCGGGAGCAGAGAUACAGUGACAUCCCCUGGGAGCGACAGAGCCGGGAGCAGAGAUACAGAGACAUCCCCUGGGAGCGACAGAGCCGGGAGCAGAGAUACAGCGACACCCCCUGGGAGCGACGGAGCCGGGAGCAGAGAUACAGCGACAUCCCCUGGGAACGACGGAGCCAGGAGCAGAGAUACAGCGAUAUCCCCUGAGAGCGAUGGAGCCAGGAGCAGAGAUACAGCGACAUCCCCUGGGAGCGACAGAGCUGGGAGCAGAGAUACAGCGACACCCCCUGGGAGCGACGGAGCCAGGAGCAGACACCCCAGCACAGCAGAAUGCAGCGACCGCCUGGAGCGUUUCCAAUCCCAGCUGUGCCCCACGGCCCAGCCCGGCCCAGCAGGGGGCUCCGGGUGCAAACUCUGCCCCACGGACUGGCAUCUGCGCGGGGACAAGUGCUACUGGGUCUCCAGAGGACGUAAAACGUGGAGCGAGAGCCGCACUGAUUGCACAGCGAGGGGCUCCCAGCUGCUGGUGAUCCGGGACCCUGAUUAGCUGUUGUUGACAACCUGGAUUCACAAGAGAAGAGCCUGACAGCAUGUCUGGUCACCGGCUGCCUGUCA